Messenger RNA from Chiloscyllium plagiosum (whitespotted bambooshark), 2879 nucleotides. The record is from RefSeq and is a predicted model, not a curated record. NCBI's taxonomy places the organism in Eukaryota, Metazoa, Chordata, Chondrichthyes, Orectolobiformes, Hemiscylliidae.
CGGGAGGGAGAAACGAAUGGGAGGUGCUCGGUUGCGCAUGUGCGUUCGCCAUCUUGCUGGUGGCUCACUUCUCCAUUGACAAGCGGACACCCAUGCCAUGAUGCACCAGUCGGAGAGCGCAGCGGCGGACAGGAAGAUGGCGCACCCGCUCUACCCCCGGCGGAGCAGCACCAGCCACCCGCCGCCGCCUCCUCCGGCCUCCACGCCAGGCCCAGGCUCCGGCGGGGCCUCGGCCUCUCCCUCGCUGGGCGGCCUGAUGGGGCAGCCGGCUCCGACGCGCCCGCAUCCGCACCCGGACGACGCUCUGCGCUCGCCGGCCCUGGCGGCUUGCUCCUCAGGGCCCGGCGCCGGCCCGGUGCCUGUGCCGGUGCCGGCCCCGCCGCUGACUCUCAGCCUCCACGGGCCUGGGGCUGUGGCCCUUCCUCCUCCCGGCCCCGCUGCUGUGGUGGCCCCCGCCGGUGCCGGCUCGAUGGCCGGGGCCCAGAUGAAGAAGAAGAGCGGCUUCCAGAUCACCAGCGUGACCCCGGCGCAGAACAACGCCGGCUCCAACAACAGCAUCGCCGAGGACACCGAGAGCUACGACGACAUGGACGAGUCCCACACCGAGGACCUCUCGUCCUCCGAGAUCCUCGACGUCUCCCGGGCCACCGACUACGAGCCGGAGCGCAGCUCCUCCGAGGAGACCCUCAACAACGUGGGCGACGCCGAGACCCCCAGCGCCCUGUCCCCCAACCAGCCUCGCCUGCCCCCCCACCAGCCGGCUCUCUUCAACGGCAGCAUCCACAGCCUGCACCCGCCCCCUGCUCACCACCACCAUCCAACCCAUCACCAUCACCACCACCACCAUCCCCUUCACCACCACCCUGCCAUGCUGGCGGGCCCAGGGAUGGCCGGCGCUGUGCCUUCAGGAGCGGGAAUCGUGCCUCCUGGCAAUGUGACUGCCGGCGUGGAGAAAAAUGGCACCGGUGUGCCCAUGCCUGGGUUAGUGAGUGGCUCGGUUGGGACGCCAGUGGCCCUGGCUUCCAGCAUUGGAGCCCCGGCGAAUGCCAGAACUGUAAGCGGUAUGGGGAGCAACGUGAGUGUCGGUGGGGUGAGUGUUGGUGCCAAUGCCAGUGUUGUGAGUGGUACGACCGGAGUGAUCGGGGCUGCAUCCAGUACUGUGGCUUCCACCGGUGCAACCGUAGCACAGCAGCCGGCAGCUGGCAGCUCCAGGUUCAGAGUGGUGAAAUUGGAUUCCAACACUGAGCCAUACAAGAAAGGUCGCUGGGUUUGUACUGAGUUCUAUGACAAAGAAAAUGUCACUGUUCUCACUGAAGGCACCUCUGUGAACAGGACGCUGGACAGUGUAAAGCAAGCUUCUGUCACUGAUCCAAAUCUGGAUGGGCAGAGUACAAGUGGAGGGAGUUCGGUAAGCAGCACCUUGAGUGCAGUGGGUUAUUACAUUGAAACUGCUGGUAAUGGGGAACCAGGAUUAGUUCCUGCCCCUCAGCAGCAGGCCUUUCAAGCAUUGUGUAGUCAGCAGUUGGAUUUUAGCAGUGGUGGCCCUCUGGCACAAAGUAUUUCCCAACCACAGCUCACACAGUCCCAGCUGCAUUCACAAGAUGUUAUGCAUUCGCAGCAGAAGCCAAGUGCACCCCUCCCUGGUCGAGCCGGAAUCAGUGGUGUUCAACAGACCCCAAUUCAGCAGCAAUUACCAUAUUCUCAGCAACAGCAGCCUUUGCAGGCCCUGUCAGCGGGGUCCCAGCCACAGCAACUAUCGUAUCCUCAGCAACAGCCAGCUUCACAGAUGACAACACAGCAUAUUAUGUCAUCAAAUACAAGUGCUGUCAUUACAGAAUAUGUGCAGCACCCUCAAAUGCAGCCCUCUGCGCAACCCAUACAGCAGAGCAGUGGUGGGGUUGGAGCAGCAGCCGCACCAUCCGGCCAACCACAACUUGUUCAAGGCCAAGCACAGUCUGUUUUAGCACAAGCACAAUCUGGACAGACACCAGGUCAGCCUGUGGGACAUGUUUCAGCAAUGAUGCCACCUGCUGGUGCUGCCAAUGGGCAGCUGGUAACUGGUCAGCAAAGCAAUACAAUUCCUCUGCUGCAACAGUCUUGUUCGCCAUCAGUUAACAAGUCAACACCAAUCGGUUUGCAACCAAGUGCUCCUCCAGCUGCUCAAGCGCAGCAAGUAGGGCAGCCUCUGCAGGGCGGGAUGGUACAGCAGCAGGCCAACGUAUCAGGGCUUGUGCAGCAGGUAACUGUGGCACCACCAAAACAGCAGUUGUCAUCGCAACCACAAGGUCAAGGGGUCGAGUGUAUUAUUCAAAGUGUGAACAAUCAGACAAUAACUGGAAUAAGUUCUACACCAUCUGUUAAUGCCAACCUACCCAGUGUUGGAUCUAAUGUAUCUACUAGUAUACCAACUGGACCUGCAAACAGUGUUCCGCAGCAAACCACUACGCAGACCUCCGUGCAGAACAGUUUGAUCCAGAAAGCCAGCCAGCCUUCUGUACCAGCAAAUGCAAGCCUCCCUGUGGUACAAGUGGGGCCACAGAAAAUGGUGCCUGGCUCUGCCCAGCACUCUGCUCCCAUCCAGUCGCUGUUGAAUGCAGUGGAAGAUUCACAGCAACCUGCAGACCAGCCACUUUUGCAUGUACAACAGGUAGCUAUUGGAGAAAGUGUACUGAGUGCAGCUUCUGCUCUGGUUCAGGAAAUUGCCAGCAGCGCCAACCUGCCUGCAUCUGCAUCGUUACUUCCUUUAAAGACCUUACCACUGUCUAUGCAACCUGUAGAUGGUGAAGAUGACAGCUUCCAUUCCUGCCAUUGAGUAACAACAUGGACGGCUGACCAGUAUACAUAGAUUCUGAGAUUUUGGAGGGAAUGUCUACACAGCU